UAACUCCGACAAAACAUAACCCUAAGACAUAAGUGUUAGUGAAUUCUCUCAUUCUCUCUCUCUCUCUCUCUCUCUGAUGGAGAUCACACUCCUUGCUACGAUGUACGUCCUCGCGGCGGCCUACGCCGUGCUCAGCCUCGCCCGGGGCCUCCUCCGCCGACGCGGGCAGUGCUGCUACAUGCUCGGCUACGAGUGCUACAAGGCCCCCGAGGACACGAAGCUCACCACCGACGAGUGCGUCCGUGUCGUCCUCCGCAACAAGAACCUCAACCUGGAGGACUACCGGUUCCUGCUCAAGACGAUGGCCCGGUCCGGGAUCGGCGAGGACAGCUACGGGCCGAGGCUUGUGCUCGACGGCCACGAGGAGGACCCGACCCUGCCCGAUGCCCUCCUGGAGCUCGACGUGGUGUUCCAGCAGACGGUCAGCAAGGUGCUCGCCAGCACCGGGGUGGCGCCGCCCGAGAUCGACAUCCUCAUCGUCAACGUGUCGCUGUUCUCGCCGGCGCCGUCGCUGACGUCAAGGAUCGUGAACCACUUCAAGCUCAGGGACGACGUCAAGACCUUCAAUCUAGCAGGCAUGGGCUGCAGCGCGAGCCUGGUGGCGAUCCACCUGGUCCAGGAGCUCUUCAAAACGCAGGACAAUGCGGUGGCCCUCGUCGUCAGCACCGAGAGCAUGGGCUCCCACUGGUACUGCGGCAAGGAGAAGUCCAUGAUCAUCUCCAACUGCCUCUUCCGCAUGGGCGGAUGCGCCGUCCUCCUCACCAACGACCGCGCCCGGGCCAAGGACGGGGCCCUCAUGAAGCUCGGCAGCUCCGUCCGCAUCCACCACGGCUCCCACGACGAGUCCUACGGCUGCUGCAUUCAGGAGGAGGACGGGCAGGGCCACCAGGGGUUCCGCCUCACCAAGUACCUCGUCAAGGCCGCCGGGCAGGCCCUCGAGGCGAACCUCCGGAUCCUGCUGCCCCGGGUCCUCCCCAUCCACGAGCUCGUCCGCUACAUACUUGCCAACGCCCUCGCGGGCAACCCGUUCGCCAAGAGAAAGGCUCAGAAGGUCCGCGGCGGCCCAAGCCUCAACUUGAACCUCAAGUCCGGGAUUGACCACUUCUGCGUCCACCCGGGAGGUAAGGCGGUGAUCGACACGGUCGGGAAGGGUUUGAAUCUGAGCGACUACGACCUCGAGCCAUCGAGGAUGGCGCUGCACCGGUUCGGGAACACGUCGGCGGGCGGGAACUGGUACGUGCUGGGUUACAUGGAGGCGAAGAAGCGGCUGAAGAGAGGGGACACGGUGCUGAUGAUAAGCCUCGGGGCCGGGUUCAAGAGCAACACGUGCGUGUGGGAGGUGAUGCGGGAUCUCGAAAGGCCGAACGUGUGGGCGGACAGCGUCGAGGACUACCCGGCGGCCAGCCUCGAGAACCCGUUCAUGGACAAGUACGGGUGGAUCUACGACGACAGCCUCAACUUCGUCCGGCUAGAGGAGGCCGAGAUGGUGCGUUGAUUCGGGCAGUUGCCUUCGUAUGAAAAAUCAAAAGGUAAAAUUGGACUACAUGCUGGUUUUUGGCUUAUCUUUUUUUCUUUUUUUGGUGAACAAACAUUGUUUAUCAAACACCCAACUAGACAGUUCCAAAUGAUUCUGUAAUUGUAAGUUGGGCUCAGCGACUCUUGAUUCGUCUCAAUUGUCAAAGUAAUUAUCUUAUUUUCCUUUAAAGUGGAUAGAAAUAAAAUAAAUUUGCCA
This is a messenger RNA of Rhodamnia argentea, 1732 nucleotides long. Its product is annotated as 3-ketoacyl-CoA synthase 19-like. NCBI's taxonomy places the organism in Eukaryota, Viridiplantae, Streptophyta, Magnoliopsida, Myrtales, Myrtaceae. Gene Ontology annotation, biological process: fatty acid biosynthetic process. Gene Ontology annotation, molecular function: acyltransferase activity, transferring groups other than amino-acyl groups. Bases 77 to 1495 code for a protein of 472 amino acids. The transcript is spliced from 2 exons. The record is from RefSeq and is a predicted model, not a curated record. Gene Ontology annotation, cellular component: membrane.